Molecule: messenger RNA, 432 nt
Organism: Anopheles aquasalis
Lineage: Eukaryota; Metazoa; Arthropoda; Insecta; Diptera; Culicidae
Product: endocuticle structural glycoprotein SgAbd-5-like
Cellular component (GO): chitin-based extracellular matrix
Molecular function (GO): structural constituent of chitin-based larval cuticle
Source: RefSeq, a predicted model, not a curated record
AUGCAGUCGAUUGCAGCUUUGUGUUUACUGGUGACAUUGGCGUCCGUGAUCGUGGGAACGAUCAGCCUUCCCGUUGAUCCUGUCGCUACGCCCUACAUUUUGCGUUACGAGAAUAACAAUGCAGCCAACGAAGGAUAUAAUUUUGAAUACGAACUGAGCGAUGAGCAGCAGCGCCAAGAGGCAGGUACGCUUCGGGGUGCCAAGAACGAGGAAGGCAACGAAGUGCAGGUCGUGGUCGUCCAAGGACGCUACUCGUUCGUUGGUGAUGAUGGUCGCACGUACUGGGUGGAGUACACGGCCGAUGAGAACGGAUACCGCACCAGGAUGGGCACCGCUGACGCCGAUACGGAUCGCACGCUAGACCUACGCAGAGGCAAACGAUCAUCACCAGCAACAGCAGCAGCAGCAGCACCUAGCAGCGAUGCCCAGUGA